Messenger RNA from Cordyceps fumosorosea ARSEF 2679, 1377 nucleotides. Its product is annotated as 26S protease regulatory subunit 6A. Gene Ontology annotation, cellular component: proteasome regulatory particle, base subcomplex. Lineage: Eukaryota; Fungi; Ascomycota; Sordariomycetes; Hypocreales; Cordycipitaceae. The coding region runs from base 1 to 1377 and encodes 458 amino acids. The record is from RefSeq and is a predicted model, not a curated record. The transcript is spliced from 4 exons. Gene Ontology annotation, molecular function: ATP hydrolysis activity; proteasome-activating activity; ATP binding. Gene Ontology annotation, biological process: proteasome-mediated ubiquitin-dependent protein catabolic process.
AUGUCGACACUUGAAGAGCUCGAGGAUCUCGAUCGCCGGGAAAAGGAUGAUAAGAAGAGAGAAAACCGCGAUGACAAGGGCAACAAGAAAGAAGAGGGAGAUGAGGAGAUGAAGGAGGCCGACGAGGAAGAUGAUAUUCUGGACGAAGAGAUCCUGGGACUCAGCACGCAGGACAUUCUGACGAGAAAGCGGCUUCUAGAGAACGACUCUCGCAUCAUGAAGAGUGAGCUCUCGCGACUGUCUCAUGAAAAGGCGGCCAUGGGCGAGAAAAUCAAGGAUAAUGUGGACAAGAUUGCCAAUAACAGACAACUGCCUUACCUAGUGGGAAACGUUGUCGAACUUCUAGACCUAGACCCUACUGCCGAGUCGUCCGAGGAGGGGGCCAACAUUGAUCUCGACGCGACACGGGUGGGAAAAUCUGCCGUCAUCAAGACGUCCACGAGACAAACAAUAUUUCUGCCGCUGAUUGGCCUGGUUGACUCGGAAGCGCUCAAGCCUGGCGACCUCAUCGGUGUCAACAAAGACUCGUACCUGAUUCUCGAUACCCUGCCCGCCGAAUAUGACAGCCGAGUCAAGGCCAUGGAGGUUGACGAGAAGCCUACUGAGCAGUAUACUGACGUUGGUGGACUGGACAAGCAGAUUGAAGAGCUUGUUGAGGCCAUUGUAUGGCCCAUGAAGGAGGCAGACCGGUUCAAGAAGAUUGGCAUCAAGGCCCCCAAAGGUGCUCUCAUGUACGGCCCUCCUGGUACCGGCAAAACUCUGCUGGCCCGAGCUUGCGCGGCGCAAACCGAAGCCACAUUCCUCAAGCUUGCUGGCCCUCAGUUGGUGCAGAUGUUCAUCGGUGAUGGUGCGAAGCUUGUACGAGACUGUUUUGCGCUAGCCAAGGAGAAGGCGCCAGCGAUCAUUUUCAUUGACGAACUCGACGCCGUUGGCACGAAGCGUUUUGACAGCGAGAAGAGUGGCGAUCGCGAAGUGCAGCGUACAAUGUUGGAGCUUCUCAACCAACUGGACGGUUUUGCCUCCGAUGACAGAAUUAAAGUGCUGGCCGCCACGAAUCGAAUUGACGUCCUGGAUCCUGCGCUACUACGCUCUGGACGCUUAGACAGAAAGAUUGAGUUUCCAUUGCCCAACGAGGAAGCACGCGCCCAGAUUCUCAAGAUCCACUCCCGCAAGAUGACUGUCGAUCCAGGCGUGAAUUGGGGCGAGUUGGCGAGGAGCACGGACGAGUUUGGUGGCGCCAUGCUUAAAGCCGUCUGCGUCGAGGCUGGCAUGAUCGCGCUGCGCUCUGGCAAGAACAAGAUCGGUCACGAGCACUAUGUGGACGCCAUUUCCGAAGUGCAAGCGAAGAAGAAGGAUACGGUCAAUUUCUAUGCAUAG